GUCAGAUAGAUCUUGUGUUGAGUAGAGCAAUCUAGGGAUUCCCGCUUCAACAGUGAUUGGACGGAACCCGAGUUCGAUAGUAUCAUGAGUUCCCAGGUCAGACAGAACUACCACCAGGACUGCGAGGCCGCCAUCAACCGGCAGGUCAACCUGGAGUUGUAUGCGUCCUACGUGUAUUUAUCUAUGUCCUAUUACUUUGACCGUGAUGAUGUGGCACUGAGAAAUUUUGCAAAAUAUUUCCUACACCAGUCCCAUGAGGAGCGGGAGCAUGCAGAGAAGCUAAUGAAGUUACAGAACCAACGUGGAGGAAGGAUAUUCCUGCAGGAUGUCAGGAAACCAGAUCGUGAUGAGUGGGGAAAUGGCCUGGAAGCUUUGGAGUGUGCUCUGCAGCUGGAGAAAAGCGUAAACCAGUCCCUGCUAGAUCUGCACAAACUGUCUACUGACCGCAACGAUCCCCACCUCUGUGACUUCAUAGAGACCCACUACUUGGACGAGCAAGUGCAAUCCAUUAAGGAGCUUGGUGACCAUGUGACAAACUUGCGAAGGCUGGGAGCACCUGGAAAUGGCAUGGCCGAGUACCUGUUUGACAAACACACACUGGCAGAGCACCAUGACUGAGCUUUCUGGUCCCCCUACUCUGCUGUCCUCCUCCCCAGUGUUCUGUUAAACUAUUUUGUGGUCUCAUAUAAUUGUUGCUAUAUUUUUUGCAGCUAUUAAAACUAAAUCUACAACUAA
Molecule: messenger RNA, 735 nt
Organism: Bombina bombina (fire-bellied toad)
Lineage: Eukaryota; Metazoa; Chordata; Amphibia; Anura; Bombinatoridae
Gene: FTH1
Product: ferritin heavy chain 1
Exons: 4
Coding region: 85-618 (177 amino acids)
Biological process (GO): intracellular iron ion homeostasis; iron ion transport
Cellular component (GO): cytoplasm
Molecular function (GO): ferric iron binding; ferrous iron binding
Source: RefSeq, a predicted model, not a curated record